Molecule: messenger RNA, 3503 nt
Organism: Phacochoerus africanus (Common warthog)
Lineage: Eukaryota; Metazoa; Chordata; Mammalia; Artiodactyla; Suidae
Gene: UROS
Product: uroporphyrinogen III synthase
Exons: 12
Coding region: 2048-3088 (346 amino acids)
Biological process (GO): uroporphyrinogen III biosynthetic process
Molecular function (GO): uroporphyrinogen-III synthase activity
Source: RefSeq, a predicted model, not a curated record
GGGCAUGGUGUUCAGUAGACCAUGACGGAAAAGAAUAUGAAAAAGAAUGAUAAUUUUUAAAAGAUUAAAUGAGGUCCGAAGGGUGGUGGGCUAAUCCUAUGGGACUGGUGACCUUAGAAGAAGAGGAAGAGACUCCAGGGGUCUCUCUCUGCGUAAGCACAGAGGAAAGGCCACAUGAGCACGCAGCAAGAAGGCAGCCGUCUACAAGCCAGGAAGAGAGGCCUCAGCAGGAACCCCCCCUCCUGGCGCCCGGCCUCCGGAACUGUGAGAAGAUAAAUGCCUGUGGGUUAGGCCCCUGCCUAGUCAGUGGUGUUCUGAGACACAGCCCGCUCCAUCUCUUUUCCUUCGUGCUGGGAUCCUCUCUGCCCUGCACCCAACUUGACCUGACAUUGCUUGAGUGCUUUAGGGCUCUGUCCUGGGCCCCUCUUUUUUUCUAUCCAUAAUCUUACCUGGUCCCAGGACCUUAAAUGCCACCUGUACACUGAGGACUCUCUGUCCUUUAAUUUCAUACCCUCCCUGAGCACCAGUCUCCCGCCUGCUUUCUCCAUUGGGAUGUCGGAUCCCAGUACCCUUCAACUUUGUUUGAGCACCGUAGCACACCUGGUAAAUGAUAAUAGUCCUACAGCACCUUCCGUAGAUAGAAGAGGAUUUACAGUCUACAGCUAAAGGGAGUUGGCCCUGGUGGGUGGGCGUGGAGGGGAUGGGAGCGUGGUUCUGGCUGCCCUGGGCCCUACCCAGGUGUCCCCAGGGAUGAGAGGCUCAAGACCCCAGGCACACCUGUGAACCCACUGCCGGUGCUCCCAGGGGCUGGGGCGCACUGGGGAGGAAGAGGUGUGCUCAGGUGGCAUCUGUCCCAAAUGGACCUCGUCCUACCCUCAUUCUCCACGUGCUGACAUAGUGCUCCCGUCCUUCCAGUUGGGGUCCUCAUGAUGCCUUUUUUAUCUCUACCCUGCGUCCGGUCCAAGUGGAUGCUGUGGGCCACACCUCCGUAAUACAUCGCGUGGCACUCACUCCCCACAUCAACGACCCUCACCCAGACUGCUCAUCGCCUCCCCACUUCCUUCUACCUUCAGUCUUUUCCCCGCACACCUGCAAGUGGUCUUGUUAGACUAACAUGUCAGACCUGUGCUCAGAACCCUCUCGUGUAUCGUGUCUCCCCAGGUAAUCGGCAGUCCUUUCCACGGCCUGCAUGGCCCCGCCUGCUCCCCCUUGGCGCUCCCUGCACCCUGGCCCCACUGGCCAACUGCCAUACUCUUUCUCAGACCUGCCAAACACUUGGUGCGUGCCCCCCACAUUUCUCAGACCGGAAUGAGUCUCCUCAUUUCAAGUCCUGCAUUUUUUCCAUUGUGUCAAGCUGUAUAAGGCAUCUGUGAGCAUCCGUAGCCAUUAUAAAGGAAUGACCCCAUGAUUCACUGCCCCAAAUGGGAGACUUUGGAGAGUACAUCUGGGCGCUGUCAACAGUUAGAGCAGAGCGACCGCUGUCCGUUGGGACAGCCUCAGACUGAGCUAUGUGGUCACCUGUAUGAUCAGGCCACCAAGAUGGCCGUGCUCUUGCUCUCUGCACAUCCCUGCUCGGCCAGACCCUGCCUCCCCCCGACCCUACUCACCUGAGCAAGCUCCCUCCUAAUCGCAGAGCCGAAUCAGUAAAUGCCUAUGUACUGGCCCCUGGCGCCAGCUAGUGAUCUCUCUAAUCUGUAGAUCAGAACUACCUCUGCUAUGCUAGUUUAUCAAAGGGGCCGAGGAGGGCGGCCCCUCUGCUGGUUUCCCUAGCAACCCAUGGGCCAACCUGCAAAGAGAGCACUUUGCACUUUCUUUCUGCCUCUCUGUCUUCCCAAACACUCCGUGUGCAAAGCGCAGGAGAGGCUGAAGCCUGAGGGGUAAGAGGACAGCAACUGAUAGCUGUCGCUUCUCCCCAUAACUGGUCACUUCCUUCUUCCCCUGGGAGCGAGGACUGCUGCCGUGUCCUGCCCGCAAUCUGCUGCACGUGCUGGGGUGUCGCUUCAGGACCUUGCUUCAGACACUGCCCUGUAAGGACUGCCCAGCAACAAUGAAGGUCCUUUUACUGAAAGACCCUAAGGAGGACGAUGACCACGGCCAGGACCCCUACAUCAGGGAAUUAGGACUGUAUGGGCUUGAAGCCACUUUGAUCCCUGUUCUGUCCUUUGAGUUUCUGUCUCUUCCCAGUUUCUCGGAGAAGGGCUUCGCGUGGAUAGCGCUCCUUGAAUAUUCCAGUUUUAUUACGGAUGCAGGUCAGGUCUACUGUCCUGCCUGCACCCCAGCGAAGCCCAGGCUGUCUCAUCCUGAAGGUUACGGGGGCCUCAUUUUUACCAGCCCCAGAGCAGUGGAAGCGGUGAAGCUAUGUUUGGAGAAAGCCAAUAAAACUGAAGCCUGGAAAACGUCUCUGAAAGAAAAAUGGAAUUUGAAGUCAGUGUAUGUGGUGGGAAAUGCUACUGCUUCUCUAGUGAGUAAAAUUGGCCUGGACCCUGAAGGAGAAAACUGUGGAAACGCAGAAAAGCUUGCAGAAUACAUUUGUUCCCGGGAGUCGUCAGCUCUGCCUCUUCUCUUUCCCUGCGGACACCUCAAACGAGAAACCCUGCCACGUAUGCUCAAGGACAAAGGUCUGUUCCCCUCCACCCACCCCGCUCUGAUGGGAGCACAUAGAGAGGGUUGCCACGGAGCCUUCGCCAGGAAGAGGGGGCCAUGGUGUGGCUGUGACCCCCCCCUCCAGGCGGGCACACGCAGAAGCCGACCUGAGGAGGGAGCUGGCCGGGUCCCCAUGGAGAGCAUAACUGUCUACCAGACGAUUCCGCACCCCGGGAUCCAGGGGAACCUCAACAGCUACUAUUCCCAGCAGGGCAUUCCAGCCAGCAUCACGUUUUUCAGCCCCUCUGGCCUGUCGUACAGUCUCAAGCAUAUUCAGGAAUUAUCUGGUGACAACAUUGACCAGAUUAAGUUUGUUGCCAUCGGCCCCACCACGGCCCACGCCCUGGCCGCGCAGGGUCUGCCCGUGAGCUGCACCGCGGAGAGCCCCACGCCGCGAGCCCUGGCCGCCGGCAUCAGGACGGCACUCCAGCCCCACGGAUGCUGAGCCAGCUGCCCUGGGUCUCGCUGCUCCCCCGGAGCCCAGGCAACGUGUGGUGCCUCCGGGUGGGGCCAGGCCUCCGGCGGGGGAUCCGGGAAGCUGCCACCUCCUCACCCCUGCCUCGUGCCCUAAGGGAGCCACCCGGACACCGGGGAUCUGCAGGGGGGACCCGAGGCCAGCAUCAGACCCACGUGCACCUGCCCUGCUUCCGCAGAGGCAACUCGGACCCUCGGCCGGCACUGAGGGCUCCUCUGGCAGCAGGAAGGAGAUCAAAUAAAGUGCGCUGGACACUCGGGCUCAUGGAUAUUGUCACCACAGUCUCCGCUGUGGUCAGUGCAAAGCUGCGUCUGGGGAGAAGCACGUGUACCCCGUUGUGAAAACGGAUAACCUGGAAUCGAUAAUAAAGUUUGCUGUGUGUGAA